Molecule: messenger RNA, 2320 nt
Organism: Durotheca rogersii
Lineage: Eukaryota; Fungi; Ascomycota; Sordariomycetes; Xylariales; Xylariaceae
Product: aromatic prenyltransferase
Exons: 4
Coding region: 481-1833 (450 amino acids)
Biological process (GO): alkaloid metabolic process
Molecular function (GO): prenyltransferase activity
Source: RefSeq, a predicted model, not a curated record
CACCUCACAUCUUUCGACUUUCCCAGCUCUGAAAAGACCGACUUGGCACGCAUAUCCCCCGAUCCCAGGAACAAGGUCGCCCACUUACUCUCUCAAAGACUGCCAUGGUGUAGAAUCUUUCGGUUGAGGUGAUUCGUUCCAAGAUAGUCUACCAACCACUGACGGGUCUGGUGAUAACCCUGGGGUGAAAGGGUUGCGCUAAGAUUUGCGACCCGAUUACGUGUAUUCGGCAUAGACUCAGCAACUAAUACCAUCUGGUGGGGGGGGAGCUCAGCGAGGGCAUCCGCGUCGCAUUGGAAGGAUGUCUCGGACCGCCCCUGAGGCCGACUUGGGCACCUUUCGUGUUGCUACCGCGCUAUGACGGAACCCGAAGAAUGUAUAAGUAUUCUCGGACAGGGACGAUCUUUACAGUUCGUUCGUUGAUUCUUCUCACCUGUAUUCUAUUUCUGAAGGGACCCUCACCAUAUCUUGCUCUCCAUCAUGGCGCCUAUAGACCACUCUAAGCACGAGAAGCCCACCCAGGUGUGGAAGUCGCUGGAGGACGUAUGUCUGCCCGCUCGGAGCUAUGACAUCGAGUUUUGGUGGCAGGUCACAGGCUACCACCUGGCGAAGAUGGUAGAGGCGGCGGGCUAUCCUAUUGAGAGGCAAUACGAAGUACUGCUCUUUCAUUACCACUGGAUCGUUCCUCGGCUAGGACCGGCGCCUGGUGCCGAUGGUCUUCCGAAGUGGAAAGCUCUCAUGGCCCAUGACGGCUCGCCUCUGGAAUACUCGUGGAAAUGGAACACGACAAACUCGUUACCCGAAGUCCGUUACUCGUGGGAACCUUACAACCCGGGCGCAGACUCGACGGCGAACCCACGCAACCACGAAGUCUCCCUCGACUACAUGAAGCACAUCUCGAAGGUCGUCCCGCAAGCAGACUUCACCUGGGCGCGCCACUUCCUCUCCGAGAUCGAAACGGGCGACCGGCCGACCUCGAAUUUUCUCCACGCGGUCGAGUUCCACCGCAAGAAGCCGUUCGACCUGAAAUCAUACUUCCUACCGCGGGCCACUAAGCUCCUCGAAGGGGGAGACUCUGGGGUUAUGAAGGAGUGGGAUGACGCCGUCGUGAAGCUCGACCCGAAAAACCCUACCCGCGAAGUGCUGAGGAAAUUCCUCAAGACCAAUCCCGAGGGGCAAGCGUUAUCACCAGUUGUCCUGGCCAUGGAUGACGUGUCACCGAGCAAGUCGCGCCUGAAGAUGUACUUCCUCACGUCCCACACGAGCUUCAAGGCGCUGCGGCAGAUCAUGACGCUGGGCGGGCUCGUCGACAUCCCGGAGGAGAGCCUGCAGGAGAUCCGGUCGCUGAUCACGACGAUCCUGGGGCUGCCGGAGGACUUCCCGGAGGACGCGAACACGCCGGUGCAGCCGCCGAUCGGGAAGUCGUGGGUGGAGACGGAGAACCUGUUCGAGUGCUUCGUGUACUUCUUCGACAUCGCGCCGCAGAACGGGGUGCCGGACGUCAAGUUCUACCUGCCGACGCGGCGGUACGGCCCCGACGACCUGGCCAUCGCGCACCGCACCAUCGAGUGGAUGAAGGCGCGCGGCCGCGGCGCCUACGCCGACCAGUACCUGCAGAUGAUGGAGGCCGUCGCCGAGCACCGCGGCCUCGAGAACGGCAAGGGCCUCCACAGCUUCAUCAGCUACCAGGUCAACAGGAACGGCGAGCCCGACAUCAAGACCUACUUCACCUCCGAGACCUACCACCCCACUCGCUUCACCGGCAGGGACAACACUACGAAUGGCACGAACGGCACGAAUGCCACAAACGGCACGAACGGCCACGCUCUAUGAGACGGACGAUGAGACGGACGUAUUUUUGCUAAGGCUUGAACCCUCUAUCUAACAGCCUGUCGCGUCCAGGUAUAGUUAAUUAUAUAGAUACCACCCAUGAUUAAUCACAAGUUUCACGUAAGAGAGGGACGACUUCCUCCCUACCCCCCAUGAACAGCUGUGAGUAUGUACGAACGAAAAAAAAAACUCGUUCCGUUACAUAGUUUCUCUCACUACCAAGAAGCUCACCCGGAUGAUCGUGUCUGCAAUGCACUCCGAUUACCGAGGGUUACCAGUGUCCACAGGCUAUUAGUGAACCCUAUGUAGGGGACAAGUCUGCCUAGGGGAGGGUUUGCCCUAGGUAGGUACGCGUUUGUUUUUCCCUGUGGAGAGGGCCGAUUCCGGGUGCACGUGUAUGUGUUUUUUUUCCCUUCCCCUUUUCAUUUCCUUAUUCGAUCGCUGAUAUCGUGAGAAGGAUCGCCUAGUUUGCCAUGCCGUGCCGUACACG